Molecule: messenger RNA, 1233 nt
Organism: Trichoderma aggressivum f. europaeum
Lineage: Eukaryota; Fungi; Ascomycota; Sordariomycetes; Hypocreales; Hypocreaceae
Exons: 1
Coding region: 1-1233 (410 amino acids)
Molecular function (GO): monooxygenase activity; FAD binding
Source: RefSeq, a predicted model, not a curated record
AUGGCCACUCCAUCAACCGGCGUCGCCAUCAUCGGCGCAGGCCUCUCCGGCCUCGCCCUCGCCCUCGCCCUCCACCGCAAAAACAUCCCCUGCAUUCUCUACGAAUCCCGCAAAGCCUCCCUCGACAUCGGCGGCGCCAUCAUGCUCUCCCCCAACGCUCUCAAGAUCCUCGACGCCCUAGGCGUCUACGCCAACAUUGCCCCCCUCGGCUACCACUUUGAAGAGCUCUUCUUCCGCUCCGAUGACGACAAGCCCGUCGACAACUUCGAGUUUGGCUCCCAGGCCAAGCACGCAUACAAGGCCCUCCGCAUCUACCGCUACGAGCUCAUCAACGUCCUCGCCUCCAUGGUCGGCGACGCCGGCAUCCCCGUCCAGUACAACAAGAAGUUCUCCCACGUCACCUCCGAGUCUUCUUCCUCCGUGACCUGGGCCUUUGCCGACGGAUCCUCCGCCACCGCAAAGCUGCUCGUCGGCGCCGACGGCAUCCACUCUCGCGUCCGCAAGCACCUGUACCCAGACCUCGUCCCCAAGUUCACCAACAUGAUUGGCGUCACGGCCGCCGUGCCCCGUGCGCAGCUCCGGGCCGGACCCGACUACCCCCUGCCGGUGACCAUCAUGAGCCCCAAGCACGGCGCCUUUGUCAUUGCCCCGCAGCGCGCCGACGGCUCCGAGGUCCUCAUCGGGAAACAACGUCGUCUCCGGCAAGAGUACGACCGCGCCGGCUGGGACGAGCUGAUGAGCAACAAGUCCUGGUGCGUCGAUUUCCUGCGCGAGGGGAGCGCCGACUUCCCCCCCAUUGUGGCCAAUGCCGUGGCCGACAUCCCGCUCAAGGGCAUCAACCUGUGGCCAUUCUACCUCGUCCCCAAACUGGACGCCUGGACCCAGGGCCGCGUCGUCAUCCUCGGCGACGCAGCUCACGCAAUCCCCCCCACCGCCGGCCAAGGCGUGAACCAGGCCUUUGAAGACGUCUACACCUUUGCCGGUGUCGUAGCCAGUGUACAGCACCAGAAACAGUCGCAAGAUGACCCACAAGACGCCGUGCGCGUCGCCAAGGCGCUCAAGAACUGGCAGCUGGGACGGCAAGCUCGUGUAGACAGGGUGUUGGAUCUGAACGACAAGCUGAACAAGAGACGAUUGCCGGAUGCAGUCAAGGCUGGCGAUUUUGAGCCUUUUGACUUGGAAUGGCUGUAUGGCGUGGAUUUCGAGCAAUUGAUUGCUGAGUGGGCUAAUUGA